AUGAUCUCCAAAGAGAAAAAACAACCAACUAAGCCUCAUAAAGAGGUGAAAGAGGCAGAAAAGAAACAUGUAGUACCAAAGAAGCCCUCUGAAGAAAAACACAAACCAGAGAAACCUUCUAAAGAAGAAAAAGAACCUUUGAAACAAUCUAGAAAGGAGGAAGAAGAAAGAAAAUUGUCUACCAAAAAAGAGACAGAACCAAAGAAGCUGUCUAAAGAAGACAGAGAGGAACUGUCCAAGGAAAAGAAAGUUUCUAAAGUAGAGGUCAAAAAGGUUCCAAAAGAAGAAAAGGAACCAAAGAAGAUCUCAAAGGAGGAAACUGAACCAACAAAACCUUCUAAAGAGGAGAAAGAAAUCAAGAAGACUCACAAAGAAGACAAAGAACCCAGAAAGAAGACAGACACUAAGACAGAAGAUAGACCCCAAAAGGCUACAAGGAGGAUUACAGUAGUCAAAAAGGAGGUCGCAUCUGUCCUGAAGAAGGAACAUCUUAAUGUUACAAAAGCAGCUGUUGAACCCAAGAAGCCUGCAAAGGUGCUGAGAGCUGCUAAAAAGCAUGAAGUCCCUGUCCUGAAAAAGGAACAUGUGAAUGUUACAAAAUCAGAGAUUCCUGAAGUUACUAAGGUGAAAGCCAAACCAGAACCUGCAAAGAAAGAGCUUCCAAAGGAAAAGGCCAAAGCAGCUCCUGCCAAGAAAGAAGCAGCUGCUCCAAAAGAAAAGCCUGAGCCAGUCAUCUUGAAAAAAGGACAAGCAGGCGCUGCCAGAAAUGCUUCUCUGGGGAAAGAGAGGGUCAAAAUAGUGCCUUUAAAGAAAGAAGUAAAGGUGCUAAAGGAGAGAGCAGUUUGA
Molecule: messenger RNA, 846 nt
Organism: Scomber japonicus (chub mackerel)
Lineage: Eukaryota; Metazoa; Chordata; Actinopteri; Scombriformes; Scombridae
Exons: 8
Coding region: 1-846 (281 amino acids)
Source: RefSeq, a predicted model, not a curated record